Messenger RNA from Hydatigera taeniaeformis, 2262 nucleotides. Lineage: Eukaryota; Metazoa; Platyhelminthes; Cestoda; Cyclophyllidea; Taeniidae. The record is from the annotation of a GenBank genome assembly.
AUGCAGAGUGGUACAAAAUGCAAACGUGGGAUUCCUCACGAUGCUGAGGCUCAACAACAACCACCAUCAAAGCCGGCUUAUGAAAUUGGUUCUUAUGUGAUGGCACGAUGGAGAAAUAAUUAUGAAUACCUUGCAGAGGUUUUGGCCUAUCGCCAAAGGUCACGCGACCACCUGGAAUAUCGGAUUAAGUUUAGUUGGGAUGGUAUCGUUGAAUGGACUCCAGCAUCAUCUAUCCGUCGUGCCGAACAAAGCGAAAUCAACUAUGUAUUGAGGUUUAUUCGCCAGCACAAGCAAGCAGAAUUGAUGAAGAAGGAGAUUAGUGAAGAGCAUGAAAGGAAAUCCGUUGUUGACGCUAAUGAUAGUUCAAACGAUGCACCUGUUGCCAAAGGUGAUAUGCUCUAUGAUCGCAGUAUUGCCCAAUUUCAUGAAGCUUGUCGAAAGAGGCGGGAGCUGAAGAAACGAGCUGUUUCAGGAGAGUUAGAAGGGUCAAAGGUCGAAGAACCACCAAAUUUGGCGGAUGCAGGCGUUCCACUUCCAAAUAGGUCUGGAGUCAUCAAAUCAGAGCCGUCUGGUGUGACCAAACGGUCAAGUGCUACGGUCCGAAAGGUACCUCCUAAACCAACUGAGGUAGUUGACUUAGCCGUUCCGUCGCAGAAAAUACCUCCCACUACAUUCCAGUGUCCUCAUUGUCCUCGGAAAAUGCGUAGACAAUGUCUGUUAACAGCCCACCUUCAGAAUUAUCACAGUACAAAGAGCACUUCACCGCCAUCAGCUGCAGAAUCUGCACCUGCACCGAAGAAGAAGAAAGUAGAACCAGAGGUGGAGAGCUCAUCGGCGCCUGCCACUGCCCAGCCAGAACGAUAUGUUUUCUGUCCUACGUGCAAAUUUAGCGGUUCCACGACGGAACUCGUGCAAAAUCUCAUCCAGUGCAUUGUUUGUCGGGUGUGGUCUCAUAGGGUGUGUACCUCCCAGGACACAGCCAAGUCGUGGAUUUGCACGUUCUGUCAACGGGCGCCCUCUCGCUCCGGUCUCACUGAUUGGACAGCUGAGGCGGCAGAAACUAGUGUAGUGACCAUGUCGCAGCCAGGUGAUAAUCCUAGCUUGGCCCAAGUGGUGCAAGAGACCAUGAGUCUGGUUACAUGGCUGCGUCACCUCAAUACAUUGAUCGUGACUGGUCGUCGAACGCUCUGCCGAAUUAGAGGGCUGUCUGGAGGCUGUGGUAGCGGCAAUCGUGAUGCACAGUCCACCGCGACUACUUCAAACGCACCAAAAGAGACUUCUGCAGACUCUACGACUGCUGACUUGGCUAUGGAUUUUACCUUUAUUUCUGGACCUCAAGCAGUCGCCGGCGAGGAACAUUUAAGUGCACUGGAGUCCACAGACAUCACACGAAUCCUGGCCAACCUUGCAAACAGCUCACCAGAAGAUCUGCCUGAUCUGAUGACUGCCAUCUCUGAUGACCUACUCAACGUUCCGGCUUCGACACAGCAGUGUCAACCGCCAAUGCAAGUCCAGUCAACCUCACCAGGCCAGACUGUGGCGCCAACUCCACUUUCACAAUCAGGUGCCAUUUUUGACACGCCGACUAAGACUCUGCUGGCGAGUCUGGAGCAGGUGCUGUACCAAGGCGGAAGCGGAGGGAGCAACGGCAAACCCCUUCCUCCACCCACGGCUACCACAAUUGAGGCAGAUCUGCAGCGGUCUCUGUCGAUUGACGCCGCAUCACCUUUCUUCACGACACCGGUGAAGAGUCUUCGCAGCGCGAGCACAAGUGUCAGUGAUAUCGAGGCUGCAGCCAGUCUGAUCGGCUUCGCCGAGAGCUCUGGUCGCGCCGAAUUUGGCCUGUCCACUGCACUCACCACACCCUCUUGUGACGAGGCCAAGUCACAAAAGUUGUCGAACGAUCUCGACCGAUUGGAAUCGGAUAUUCUAGUUCCACUGGAGGAGAUGAUAAGCCUCAUUGAAUCGCGGCUUGACGUAAUCGAGUUGCAAGUUGCAAGGAUCCAGGGGAACCAGGCAGUAGUGUUAACUCACCCGAAUGCCGAGAACCGAGAUAGGAUGAAUGAAGGUGAUGAUGAUUCAGUGUCAGGACUCUCAAGGACACCCGGCUUCUCUCAUUCCUCCCUCUCGCCCUCUUCCUCACGUUCCCUGUCCCCCACGUCACCCCAAGAAGGUGGCGGUGAUGCCCAGUCGACCAGGGUCAUCUAUCCCCAGCCCAAAUUCGCACCCAAACGUCGAACAUACCAGCGCUCACCGUAUUAA